Drosophila busckii is the source of this 796-nucleotide messenger RNA. Its product is annotated as ADP-ribosylation factor-like protein 13B. The coding region runs from base 1 to 786 and encodes 261 amino acids. Gene Ontology annotation, cellular component: non-motile cilium; ciliary membrane. Gene Ontology annotation, molecular function: GTP binding; GTPase activity. Gene Ontology annotation, biological process: non-motile cilium assembly; receptor localization to non-motile cilium. Lineage: Eukaryota; Metazoa; Arthropoda; Insecta; Diptera; Drosophilidae. The record is from RefSeq and is a predicted model, not a curated record. The transcript is spliced from 4 exons.
AUGGCGGCUGUGCAUAGAAAAAAAGUUGUGUGGGCGCGGGGCGCUAGCGCUCCUGUGCUGCUGCUGCUGGGCGUUGCAGGCAGCGGUAAAACGCAGCUGGGACAUUUGCUGAGCGGCAGGCAGCGAGCGGACGAUGAUCGUUCUGCCACAAAUGGCGUGCGCUGCUAUCAGCUGCAGCAGCAGCAGCAGCAGUCCGAGUUUGCGGCAGUGGCUAGCAUCACCGAGGUGGGUGGCAGCGCGGAAAUGCAGCGGCUAUGGCCGCAUUACUAUGCCAGCAGUCAUGCGCUCAUCUAUUGCUACGACAUUGGCGGCAGCUAUGAGCAGCUGCGUCGCAGCUUUGAGCUGCUGCAGCGCUGUCUGCAGCAUGCGGCGCUGCGUGGCAAGCCAGUGCUGCUGGUGGCAAGUCGCGACAGCGAGAGCGUGCAGCUGUACGAUAUAGAGCAUGCAUUCAAUUUGGAGCAGCUGGCGCGUGGCAGCAACUGUCCGCUGCAUUUGUGCCACAUGUUGCAGCCGGCGCAGCUGCGCGCGGGCAUGCAGUGGCUGCUGCGCCUGCUGCAAGCUCAAGCGCCCGCGCUAGCGCAGCGCAUCAAAUACGAUCUGAAUCUAAUGUCCUGGCAGCAACGCAAACGCACUUUGCUCAGCAGCAGCAAACUGGCGCAGGUGCAUCGCCAGCGAUUCCAUCGCGCGCAUCGCAAGCUUUGGCCGAUGCCGCAAGCAGCAGCCAGCAGCAACUUGCCGCAGCCACGUCCCUGUACAGCGCCCUCUGUCAUUUUUGUUGUGCGCUAAAUUCAAAAGU